Messenger RNA from Orussus abietinus, 1762 nucleotides. RefSeq names its product photoreceptor-specific nuclear receptor. The coding region runs from base 155 to 1762 and encodes 535 amino acids. The transcript has 8 exons. Gene Ontology annotation, molecular function: RNA polymerase II cis-regulatory region sequence-specific DNA binding; zinc ion binding; nuclear receptor activity. Gene Ontology annotation, biological process: anatomical structure development; positive regulation of transcription by RNA polymerase II; cell differentiation. Lineage: Eukaryota; Metazoa; Arthropoda; Insecta; Hymenoptera; Orussidae. The record is from RefSeq and is a predicted model, not a curated record.
CGGGGAUGACGCGUCUCCUCCGUCGGACUUGACGUCGGACCGUCGAAGUCUUCAGCCUCGUCUUCGGCCUCGACGUCUAUCGCAGGGCCUAAUCGUCGACGGAAUCGCUCCGACGAAUCGGUGUGCGCCAAAUUAACAACGUUCCGAGUGAACCAUGAACGGUUCAGCGCCCGUCGACGCGACGGAGGAGCAACUGCAUCAUAAACAUCAGCAACAACAAAAUGAAACCCACUCGGAACAUCCCCGAAGUCCCGUGAGCCCCAUAAGUAUCCGUCACGACUCCGGAGAGAGCAGCGUCAUCUCCCCGGGACUACCGGAGCGUUACAGUCCGAUCGGUGCACCAGGACCAACAUCCAAUCAUGAUCCUUAUGCAUCGAGAUCGGUGCAAGAGUGUCCGGUACCUCUUUGUCGCGGACUACCGACAGAUUUCCCCCUCGCGAGAUCGCCAUACCUCACCGCUCUCGGGAACGGUCAUCCUCAUCUCCUGGGACAGGUCCCGCAGCAACAGCAGCAACAGCCGCAGCCUCCGCAGCAGCAACAGCCCCAACACGGCAGCAAGUCCCCCCGAAGUCUCGGACUAAUUUGCGUAGUCUGCGGCGACACCAGCUCGGGAAAGCACUACGGGAUCUUGGCAUGCAACGGCUGCAGCGGCUUCUUCAAAAGAAGCGUCCGCCGGAAGCUGAUUUACAGGUGUCAAGCGGGCGACGGUAGAUGCGUCGUCGACAAGGCCCAUCGAAACCAGUGCCAAGCGUGUCGUCUGAGGAAAUGCAUGCAGAAGGGCAUGAACAAAGACGCGGUGCAGAAUGAACGCCAACCCAGGAACACGGCGACCAUAAGACCGGAAGCUCUCGUCGAGAUGGACCAGGAAAGGGCGCUUCGCGAGGCCGCAGUGGCCGUUGGGGUCUUCGGCCCGCCCGUUUCUCUGGCGAUGGCAAGAUACACCACGCCGUUGCCGUUGCCAUCCGUCGCUCCGACGCCCAACUCGGCUUCCGCGGCGACGCCACCCCGUCAAGACGUCGACGAUGGGAACGCGUCCGAAGACAGCAUAGACGUGACCAACGAGGAACCGUUGACCCCCCAAAGAAGCGGAUGCAACCAAUUGCCGCCGGUCCUUCCGUCUUUGUAUUCCCCGGCCAGUGCCGAGACGGUGUACGAGACAAGUGCGCGAUUGCUCUUCAUGGCAGUGAAAUGGGCGAAGAAUCUGCCCUCUUUCGCCAGCCUGCCCUUCCGGGACCAGGUCAUCUUGCUGGAGGAGGCAUGGUCCGAGCUGUUCCUCCUGAACGCGGUGCAAUGGUGCUUCCCUUUGGAAUCAUCGCCACUUUUCAGCGCCGCCGAGCUGACCGCGCUCACCCUCUCCCCGCAGCAGCAUCCGCACCCUGGGAUGCACCACCCCGUGGUCGGGAAACCGAAUCAGGUGGCUGCUGACGUCAGGCACCUUCACGACACUCUUCAGAGAUACAAAGCCGUCAUGGUCGACCCCGCAGAGUUCGCCUGCAUGAAGGCCAUCGUGCUCUUCCGGCCUGAAACACGCGGACUGAAGGACUCCAGUCAGAUAGAGAACCUGCAGGACCAGGCCCAGGUGAUGCUGGGACAGCACGCGAGGACGCAGCAUCCUGGCAGCCCUGCCAGAUUCGGCCGACUGUUGCUGUUGCUUCCGUUGCUGAGAACCGUGCCCGCGUCAAGGGUGGAGUUGAUCUAUUUUCACAGGACUAUCGGCAACGCUCCUAUGGAAAAGGUUCUAUGCGACAUGUACAAGAAUUAA